Messenger RNA from Alosa alosa (allis shad), 1852 nucleotides. It is a transcript of the gene kpna2, whose product is annotated as karyopherin alpha 2 (RAG cohort 1, importin alpha 1). Gene Ontology annotation, cellular component: nucleus; cytoplasm. Gene Ontology annotation, biological process: NLS-bearing protein import into nucleus. Lineage: Eukaryota; Metazoa; Chordata; Actinopteri; Clupeiformes; Clupeidae. The coding region runs from base 119 to 1702 and encodes 527 amino acids. The record is from RefSeq and is a predicted model, not a curated record. Gene Ontology annotation, molecular function: protein binding; nuclear import signal receptor activity. The transcript has 11 exons.
AAUCAGAGAGCUUUGCCCCGCGAAUUUAAAGGUCUGUAGCAUCUUACUACCACACAUCAAAUUUUUUAUCCAGACAGACAAGGUAACAGGUCUACCUCAAACUCAACAACCUGCAAAAAUGUCGGCAAACAACGAGAACACGUCUGAACGUCUGAACAAGUUCAAAAACAAGGGAAAGGAUGCAACUGAAAUGAGGCGCAGGAGAAUCGAAACAAAUUUUGAGCUGCGCAAGGCAAAGAAAGACGAUCAGAUUUUCAAAAGAAGAAAUGUCAGCACUUUACCUGACGAGGCCACCUCUCCACUUCAAGAGAAAAGUCAGAAUUGCCAGGCGAGUCAGCAGUGGACAGUCGAACAAAUUGUGGAGGGUCUGAGCAAUAACGACAUGGAAUCUCAGUUGCAAGCCACUCAGGCUGCAAGGAAGUUGCUGUCAAGAGAGAGGCACCCUCCAAUUGACCAGAUCAUCAGCUCUGGUCUGAUUCCCAAAUUUGUGUCCUUUUUGGGCCUGGCUGACAGUCCCCCAAUCCAGUUUGAGGCAGCCUGGGCACUCACCAACAUUGCCUCAGGAACGUCUGAUCAGACCCGUGCUGUGGUAGAAUCUGGAGCCAUACCUGCAUUUGUGAACCUCAUCACAUCUCCUCACCCCCACAUCAGUGAGCAAGCAGUUUGGGCUCUGGGAAAUAUUGCAGGUGAUGGUUCUUCAUACAGAGAUAUGGUCAUCAAGCACGGAGCAGUGGCUCCAUUGCUUAGUCUGUUGGCUGUUCCUGAGCUGAGUGUAUUCUCUUCUGGUUACCUGAGAAACGUGACGUGGACCCUGUCCAACCUGUGCCGUAAUAAGAACCCAGCGCCACCUCUGUCUGCGGUGCAGCAGUUACUGCCCACGAUCGUCCGCCUGCUGCAUCACGAUGACAAGGAGGUGCUGGCAGACACCUGCUGGGCCGUGUCCUACCUGACUGACGGGCCCAAUGAAAGAAUCGAGGUGGUGGUACAGACUGGCCUGGUGCCUCGCCUGGUGCAGCUGCUCGGUUGUGGAGAGCUGUCUGUUGUGACUCCAGCUCUGCGCACUGUUGGAAACAUUGUGACUGGGACAGAUGAGCAGACCCAGGCUGUGCUGAAUGCUGGUAUUCUGGCUUUGUUCCCUGCCCUGUUGCGCCACCCCAAGAACAACAUCCAAAAAGAGGCUGCCUGGACACUGUCCAACAUCACCGCUGGCAAAGACUGCCAGAUUCAGGACGUCAUUGAUUCAGGGCUGGUGCCUUACCUGGUGGAUGUCCUCAGAAAGGGUGACUACAAGACUCAGAAGGAGGCUGUCUGGGCUGUGACUAAUCUGACCAGCGGAGGCACUGUAAACCAAGUUGUGUACCUUGUUCAAGCUGAUGUGCUGGAACCUCUGUUGAACCUGCUUUCCACCAAAGACAGCAAAACGAUCCUGGUUAUCCUUGAUGCCAUUACCAACAUCUUCCUGGCGGGUGAGAAAAUCGGUGAGACAGAGAAACUCUGCCUGAUGAUUGAGGAAUGUGGUGGCCUGGACAAAAUUGAGGCCCUACAGUCUCAUGAAAAUGAGCUGGUCUACAAGGCUGCCCUCAACCUCAUUGAUAAAUAUUUCUCAGGAGAGGAGGAAGAGGAUCAGAGUGUUGCCCCAGAGACUACAACAGACGGUUAUGCAUUCCAGAUCAGUGAAAACCAGAGCGCGUUCAGCUUUUGAGUGGUUGUUUGUCUUUGAUCUCCAUUCUAUCCUGUAACUGUUUGUCCUUUAUUUGUGUGAUUAUGUCUCCAAACCUGUGGGUGGAAGUGUAUAUAAUCUGUUAACUGUAAUGUAUCUGUUCUGUAAAUAAAGUUUGUGAUAUAUUGCUUA